Paramuricea clavata is the source of this 35073-nucleotide messenger RNA. NCBI's taxonomy places the organism in Eukaryota, Metazoa, Cnidaria, Anthozoa, Malacalcyonacea, Plexauridae. The record is from the annotation of a GenBank genome assembly.
CACGUUCGGGUCUGUUGCGCGCGCGCGUGGAGAGCGUUGUUAAGCCCAUGUUGUUAUGGGUAUAUGUGGCUUAUAGUUUACAAAAUUUUAUAGCUUUAUUUUUACGUGUGGGCAAGACACGAUGUCUGGUUUUAAUAUCGUAGGAUUUGUCGUGUUAAAUAACAUCGCUGUAUGAAGCCUCGAGGAAAAUCCGGUUAAAAUUCGAACAUAAAUCCUUUCGUAGUAUAAACAAUCUAAUUCGGAAAUAUUUUAGAAAACCGCGGUUGUACGGAAUUUAUAUUCUAAAUAUUUCGGUCCAAUUGUUACAUUAUAAAGUUGGGAUGGUACAAGUAUGAUCUGUUGAGGUGGAGGACGCUUUUUAUGAGAUACAUCGACGGAUUUAUAUAUUAUAAUGGACGAGUUCAGUAAGUGUUUUUGUCGACUUUACUCUGGAGUGGGCAGCUGUUUUAUGCUAAAUUUUAAAUAAGCAAAAUGAUGGGACGUUUACGAAAAUAUUCCAAGCAAAAUUUCUCUUCGGAGACUUACGAAAAUCCAUCGACAGUGUUGAAACCAAGUUCAGAGCAAACAAAUUCCCUAGAUGUUGAGAGGUAAGUCCGCACGUUGUGUACAAUGUAUUUGUAUAUACUUUUACAUCUAUUGGCUAUUUAUUUCCGAUCUCGAUUGUCAUAUGAGCCCUUGGGAAUACUAUACUGUUGAAUUCGACGAUUUUUAUCGAUGGACACGUGCUCUAUUGGGCUAUCAGUGACUUCGUCAAAGUAUAUAUAAAUAGUUGAGAAUGUUUUUUACUUUCAUAACAGCGAACGUAUAAUUUUGAAUUUAAAUACUCAAGAGCGUUUUCGCCGGCCAAUAAUUGUUGAUUCGCGUAUGCAAACGACGAAUAGCGAAUUGGCGAAAAAGCAGUUCUAUAUCAUCGGUUCAUAAUUCAAAUUCUAAUUGUAGUUCGGUGAGUACUCGUCUGAAUUUCGGCCACAUAUAUGCUUUCAGGUUUAAAGUCUUGUCGCACAAAAAUUACUCAGACAAUUGAUAAAGUGGGCUGAGUAAGAACUAAAUUAAACAGCAUUUGCUCAUUUCAUUGUUUAUAUCAACUAUUCUGUCCCGCAGUGGGGAUCCUGACACAAAGAGUGUUCAAAAUUUGACGAAGGUCGGACGGUGCGAAAACGACAGCGAAGUCGUCUGCAAGCCUGGGGAAGCAACCACAGACGUUCAAACCUCCCAAGAUGAAAAUACCGAGGGAAUAAACGAUGAAACGGCAAUGUGAGUACCUUUUGUGAAAUGUUUCAUAUUUACUUUGACUUUGCAGGUGUUUUGCCGAUAAGGCGCAUAGCCCUGUUGUCUGAGUACUUUAACUUAUGAAAUAUUCUCCAAGAGAUAGUUUAUAACUUGAAAAACGUCUCAAAUUUUUACGAGAAAUUCGGGGCUUGGUUUCCGAUUUUAAUAUUGUGUGUUUAACAUUUCGCCUUUUAUUUUUUCUUUAUUUAUUGAUUUAACAGCAGGCAUUGCAGAAUUUGCAUACGUCAUAAAAAAUAUCUUUAAUAUUGCAAAAGCAUUUAUACAAGAAGAAAAAAAAAAAUUAAAAUUCUGUCGUGCAAAUACGUAUAUAGUAUAACGGCUGUCUAAAAUAAUGACCUCGACCGAUAUUUUUGUAAAUUUAUUUCUGAAUCCAAUUUUUCUCUAUUGUUUUCAAAACAUAUAAACAAAUUUUGGAGUUAAUGGUUGAUUAUUGUCCAUAGAUUACAAUGAGUCUAUAUAUUGCUUCAAUGCUAACUUGAAAGUCCUAGGAAUAUUGUCGUGUUUAUAGGGCAAUAUUUUGUUUGGAUUAUUAAAUUUUAGAGUGUUUUGAGGUUAUUUAAGGCAUUUGGAAUGUCGUACAGUACAAAAGAUUUUGUUCUUUAGCUAAAGGAGCUGAACAGGUGGUUUCGACUAAAUUACAGCCUCCCCCAAGUUUCAUUAUUGUUUAGAUUGUUAUGACUUAUUGCGGUCGCUUUUGUGUGCUUGUCUCAUUCUCAAAAGUGUUGUGUUAUAAAGUUUGGUAAAACAUGUAACAAAUGCAGCAUUUUGUAACACAUUGAAUUGCAACAUGCACAUUAUUACUUGAAAUAUGUUGCAAUUAGGUGCUAGCUACACUUAUAUUUGCAACAUUUUGUAUGUUGCAAUUUCCACAGUUGUAAUAAAUAAACAUUGCUGUUUUUUGAAGUCUUUUGUAUUAAUGUAUUUAUAUUGCAUGAAAGUCCUUUGAGAAUCUUUGCGAAUUGUCAUAAACUAUAUCAACAUUACACAGCACAUCUUUCUAAAAUUGUAAUUUUUGCCGAGUCUCUCUGCUGUAAUUCAAAAAUGGACAGAUCUCUCUUGAAUCUUGGGAAUCCAGCAUCGUCUGCAGCACAGAAUAUAAAACAUUCUGUGAAGCUAGUACUACAUGACAGUUUUAUUGUUAUCUUUUCAACUAAGUUUCCUGACGAAAGAGCCUGCCAAUUGCUCAAAAAUAUCAAGCGAGGAUGGAGUAAUAAAUUUCUUCCUGUGAGCACGAUAAAAAUUUUCUGCAGACAAGCAGAAUAUUUUUGUGCUAAGUUUAGCCAUACCCAUAAAUACUGUCUGCUGAGCAUGAUUUUCAACUUAAGAAAAAUGAAUUGUUGAGACAUAUGUGUGUCAGGUUCUUUAGCUUUUUAAAAAUUCCAAAUGUUUAAAAACAUCCCCCUCCCCCUCUGUGUGAGACAAAUUGAUUGGCUGUGAAUACUUCACAGAAAAUUUUAUAAUCCCUCUUGAAUGUACUUUGGGAAAACCAAAGUUUUAGGCAAGCCAAGGCAUGCCCAAUUUUCUGUCAUAAAAAUCUUCCAUUACUCACUAGCCUUCAGGCCUCAGGAUCAUUUGAAUACCCUGAUCCUCAAUGUGGACGUUUAUUCAUGCUGAGAUCUAUCAAUCUUGAUGGAUAAUUUGUUUAUUGUGUAAAUAGAUAUUCUGUGAGCUGGUAGUAUCAUCAGAUUUUACUUGUCCUGGUGCAUUAACCCUAAUUAACCUUAAAGUGUCCCCCUUGAUGCUUAAAAUCCUCUGGCAUUAGACAGAGUAAAAUAACAAAUUAGGUUGCAAAAAGACAUGGAUAGUCUGAUUAAAGGCUUAAAGCCGGUUUUUCACUUGGUAUUUGUGGGAAGCAAAGUUAAGUGGUUAAAUGAUUAAAGGGUAUGAGCAACAAAAAUUUCUUGCAAUAAAAGUUUCUUUUAUUUGAAAGAGCUUGUGAUAAAUGUGUAUAUGACAACUCUUCGUGACACUAACAUGGCGUGUUGAGCAAUGAACUAGAUUUAUCUGAUAUUUUAAUGUUUUUAAAUUCUAUACCCAGCUUGUGACAUCAUAAUUUGCAUAUCGAACACAUUGAAAUAUCUCAGAAACGAAGAAAUUAAGAUACAAAAGAUUUGUAAUAUAUGCACCAUUUGACUGGUUCUUUCAAAUGAAAGAAACUUCCAUUAUAAGAAAUGUUGUUUUGUUGCUCAUACCCUUUACAGUAAACUCAAGUUUUUAUAUGUGUAUACUUCCUCAUAUUUGAACUUAAUUAUUUUCAUGAAUACCUUUAAAAAAAGUGUGCAGAUUAAUGCAAUAAUUUCAUCUUAAAUACUAAGUAUUAAUAAUUUCAUCUAAAAUACUAAGUAUUAAUAAUUUCAUCUUAAAUACUAAGUAUUAAUAAUUCAUCUUAAAUAUUAAGUAUUAAUAAUUUAUCUUAAAUACUAAGUACACCUUGGGUCUUAAUCUUGGGUAUCCAGUUUAAAGGUACAACUAAAAUCUGAGGUCCAGUCAGGGUUUUCAGGAAUGUUGGUGUUUUGACCAUUUUACUUUGGUAUGCAGUAUUUAAGUAUAUUUUAUUGUUAAUAUAGGUUGAAAUACGGGUACAAGUGCCCUACAUUUAUCUAUGAUUAAGUAUCCAGGCAGACAGACGUAGCUUGGAAUAUUUAUUAUACUUAAACCGGGAUGGUAUUCGGGUAACCCCGGUUUCGGUGUACGUGUACGGGUAGCAUGAUUUUGGUUAGCAAUAUUUUCGUAGAUGUCUGUAGCUUUACUCGUAAUUAAGGUGCACAUUUUUCGCAUUAUAUCAUUGUCUAUUGCAAGAAAACAGAAAAAGUAUGAUCGAAUUACAGACAUCAGUAAAACAAGAUGACACUACUCGUACCCGUACACCGAAACCGGGGUAUCUUAAUUAACCUCUCUAAUAUCUCACCAUGGGAGGGCCACACUGCUAGUGAUGCAGCAUUCUGGGCUUCCCCUGUUAUCCUGCUAAUGUAUUUGAAUCGGGAAGAGAAUUUUAAGUUGGGUAAGUAUAGGUAUCCUGUACAGACGCGAUGUACGUAAAAAACUCAAGCUGUGGUUUUUCUUUCGUUUGUUUUGAGGGUUCUCUGGUUCAUACGGGUUUCCUUCCUCUGGGCUCGUCAAAGACAAAUUAAUAAAACACUUGGGGUUUUUUUAACACUUGUAUUACAAGCCUCUGAAUGCUUACGUCACACAAUUUUACUCUUCCAACGAAAUAAACACUAGAAGUAGAAACCCUUUGUUCUUUGGAGUACGGAACAAUAUCUCGAUCUCGUACUAGCACUAUGCAAUUCACUGCUGGGAAAAAAAUGAGAUUUAUACCAUAGAACAAUAACACCAGAAAACCGCGACGUUUUCAAGCGAAGCCAAUUCGUUGGGAGCUUAUAGCUUUCGGCUGCAAGUAUAAAGGAUAGGAUAAUUAGCACAGCCGCUUACCAUUCUGUUUUCUCGAGCGCGCGAUGCCCAAAUUCUCCAAUUAUCACCCCAUAAUUAAGUGUUUAUUGUUCUGUUACAAUACACUCAAUUUUUGCUACAAAAGAUUAGCAUGGCACACGUGAUAACAGUAUAAUGGACCUUUUAUGGUAUGCACGAUAGUGUAUGGUUCCAGCUAGGAAAUACUUCUAUAAGUAUGCACUUAAACGUCGAGAUGUUCUCCUCGAAACAGCAAUUGAAUAUUGUAAUGAGCCGAUCUGUUGAUAUUUAUCUAUAAUAGUUUGAUGUCUGUAAUAUAUAAUUAUAAAAUGUAAGUAUAGUAAUGUAUUUGGAUAGGUUAAACAUUUCUUAGCGAUGCCGAUGGUAGCCCUACAUUUACAAGAAUGUGUUAAUUAACGGAGUAUUUUAAUUUCAAAGCGAGCACCUGAGUGAGUCAAUAUUACACAACUCUCAUCGACAACCUACUUGAGUUUUCAAGACAAGACACGGCAACGAACAUCCUGUUUUUCAUUAUUUGAAUGUCGCUUUUUGAAUAUUGAAACUCUGCCCAGUCAAACCGGCUUUCUAGAACAUUCUAGUGUAUUCACUUUUAAAAGCAAGGGCCAAGGCUCAAAGAUGACUGCCAUAUUAUAUCCAUCACAUGAAUUAAAUAUCGUUUCACAAGGUCAAUAGUUUAUACAAAACUCACAAGAGUUUCAUUGAAGAUUGUUUGAAAAAUUAGCACAACUCGAAAUAUUGGCUUAUCAUCGUCGACAAGUGGUUAAAUUAUGUAUUGUGAUGUUGUAAACAGCGCUUGGAGGACAGCUAAACUUUUGUAAGAGCAUUAUUCAUUAACGUAUUUUUUUAUUUUUAUAUUGUGAAAUUCAUUGUGCGUCGUCUUUGCAUUACUCAUUAGACAACAUUACUCAUUUCCAGAUUAGUCAUUAGACAUUAGGCUGUUCUCAGCCCGAAAUAAGCGAAUUUUCGAAAUCAAUUUCAGAGAAGAAUGCUUUCUAUAAGUAUAAUGCGUUUUAUUAGCUUUUUGCACAAAUAGUGAAAUACGUCAUAAAAAAUUAGCUCUGUUAAAAUUUAAGAGCAAUAUGAAAUCUGCGUCAAUACACUUGUGUCUUAUUUAUCAUUUAAACACGAACCAGUAAUUGAGAAAUAGCAUACAAAAUAUUGUAGAAAUUUGCCUAGCUGAGUAUAAGCAUUGGACCGCAGACGAAAAAAAUGUUUAAAAAUAAAUUAUUUCUGCUUUGCAAGCCUCGGGAGAAAAGUUUUGUUUUGUUUUGUCAGUGAAAAGCAGGUUUUACACUCAAAGAAAAUAUAACCUUUAACAUAGAAAUAAACUAUUCGGUACUUAAUCGUGCAUUAUGCUAAAUUGUAGUGACCUACAGUGUUAUCAUCUUAUGAAAACAAUCUAAUUCUCCCCGUGUGAGGUUAAAUAAAUAACGUGACACGCACCAGUGUCAUGUUAUUUAUGUUUGCUGAUGUACUGAAUUGCUGAUCAGUUUGCGCAAAACUGGAAUAAUUAUAAUGCGCAUGUAACUAGUUAUGCCGUUAAAAUAGUCUUGAAAGAUGGCAAAUCUCCUACAUUUAAAUUUUAAUACUCUUGAAUUGUGGGCGUUUAAUCUUAAUGGGAUCCGCAACAAAUGCCACCUAGGUUUUAUCUCACGGGAGAUUUUUAACAGCGAGGAUUAUUGCAUCAUGCCAUUGACAUGAAUUCACAAUUUCGGUAAAGCCGUGUGUAAAGCCACCUUUGCAUGUGAGGACAUGCUGAGAUUAAAACAAAUUUAAAAUCCAGAUGUAAACACUGUCUACAUGCAGACGAAUUGCAGAAUUACUCCAGUGUUCCAUGCGCGAAUAAUUCCUUGGAAAACAGGCAGAAACUGUAAACAUCAUGCAAUACUGAGUAAAAUUCGAAAGACGCUAAUUGAACCUCGUUCCGCAUCCAGAUUUGAUUGCUCCGAAUUCCCUGUGAACAUGAGCAUUACAAGUCAAGGUACGGUGUUUUGGGAAGCCCCAUACAGACUGGUGGAUUUUCCUUGACAACUUUUAUUUGCUUGUGUGUACGGUAAAGUUAAUAAAGACGGCUGACAAUUCUUCCUUGCCAUGCAAGGAGCUUUGUUCCAAAACUAGUCAUGCCAGCCUUUGAACAAAGAAAAUUUGUUCGUGUUUACGGCUGCCAAGCGGGAAAACUUGACAGUGAUGUACAAGUGAAAUACUUCUACUGUUUUGGCAAGCAAAGCAUGGCGGCCUGAUCGUGAGAUAAAUGUUUAAUUUAACAAUAUUCCUGCACACGAGCUUGUCAAGGGAAACUUGUCACGGAAAACUUGUUGAAGGUACACACGAGAAAGUGAACUUGACGAGUCGUCCGCCUCGAGGGUAUUCACACCGUUUAAUACCAUAGAUAUUGAUCUAGUUAUAUAGAGAGCUCAGUGGCAUUCGGUCGCGCUACUUCAUCUGACAAUAGGCCUGAGUACUAGAUUUGAUAAUGGCCGCCGUCUCUACCCACAAAUGCCACAAACCGAUUAACUUUUCUUAAUCUCAAUUCCCAAAAUUGUUCGUUUAUUGAGCAAUAAUUCCAAUAACUAUAUUGCGCCACAACUCAUAACCGUCUUAUUACACGAGUCAUCUUAUUAAUACGCACAGAAGACAAAUUUUCCGCUUUCCUCCAAUAUUUUUCCUCGCUUUUAAUUAGCAAAAUAAACAAUGAAAUUGAAAAAUUAGUCGCUUUUUAAACUUGCACAGCCGUUUACAAUUUGAGUAUUAAAAUAGAUCAUAACAAGCUGCAUUUAACAAUAUAAAUUGCUGUCGUGGGCGAUUGUGUUAUAGACACGAUUCGCUUUGUUGCGUAUCUAAGUUAUAGCUGUCGACUGCGUUUCUUCGACUGUCAUCUCUUUCGACGUGUAAAACUAAGAAGGUUUUGUUAGAAUUAAAGGUAAAGUAAUGAAAGACAAUAGUAUUUUCGUAGGCAGACGAUUUGCGAUAAAACGAAUGAGAAAGUGUGUUUAGCCGGAUGAGAGUACGUGAUGAGAGUUGAGAAGCUAGAGUUUGCUGAUGAGAGUUUUCUCAACUUUCUUGGCCCGGCCAAACGAGAACAAGAGUUGCAUGAGAGUUGAUGAGAGUUGAGAAGCGAGAGUUUGCAUGCCAGAGUUUUCUCAACUCUCAUGCCCCGGUCAAACGAGAACAAGAGUUGCAUGAGAGUUGAUGAGAGUUGAGAAGCAAGAAUUUGCAUCUAGUCAACUCUCAUGCAACUCUUGUUCUCGUUUGACAGGGGCACGUGAGUUGAGAAAACUCAUAUGCAAACUCGCGCUUCUCAACUCUCAUAAACUCUAUUCCUAUAUACGAAUUCCCGGUGUGGAUACAUCUUGGGCAAAGAAAAGGCAGUAUGGUAAUUCGUAUGCGCAUAAACACAGGCAAACAGGUGCAUCGUUCAUUAUGGCGGACUAUCUACGCAGUUCGUUUAAUUACUGUGAACUUGCGUGGGUGGGUUUAUCUUGACAAAUGAUCCAUCUGUUUGCAUGCGUUUAUACACAUUUUUUUUCUAUUUUAUACGAUGAUGCGUCGUGUUGAGAAGCGAGAGUUUGCAUGAGAGUUUUCUCAACUCUCAUACCCCGGUCAAACGAAAACAAGAGUUGCAUGAGAGUUGAUGAGAGUUGAGAAGCGAGAGUUUGUAUGAGAGUUUUCUCAACUCUCAUGCCUCGGUCAAACGAAAACAAGAGUUGCAUGAGAGUUGAUGAGAGUUGAGAAGCGAGAGUUUGCAUGAGAGUUUUCUCAACUCUCAUGCCUCGGUCAAACGAGAACAAGAGUUGUAUGAGAGUUGAUGAGAGUUGAGAAGCGAGAGUUUGCAUGAGAGUUUUCUCCUGACUCUCAUGCCCCGGUCAAACGAGAACAAGAGUUGUAUGAGAGUUGAUGAGAGUUGAGAAGCGAGAGUUUGUAUGAGAGUUUUCCCAACUCUCAUGCCCCGGUCAAACGAGAACAAGAGUUGCAUAAGAGUUGAUGAGAGUUAAUUGAAUAGAUAUUAUACCGCACGCGUAGCGAAAACCGCUCUCAUCAACUCUCGUUAAAACUUGAACCAGUUGAAAUUGACGAGAGUCGAGGAGAGACCUUGGUUGGCUGUUCUUGAUGGCAUAAUGGCAUGCUUUCCCAAAACUAUCAUGUAUUCUAUUUAAGUUAAAACAUAGUUGGAACACUCAUCAAACCUUUGUUUUGUUAAUCUAGAGCUUGAAAUGUCCCCUGUGGCUGUGACAGUUUGUGACUUCCAACUCUUUCUCAACAAGUUCCAUCCUCAUUGAGUUUGUUUAUAAAGUGGUGAAAUCAAAUUUCAAAUUGACUGAAAAGGCUUGAGAACGACGCACAUGCAUCAUUGAAUAUGUCACUAUGUCGUAUUCUAAAAAAUCCUUUUUAAAUCAUUUCGUCUUUCCUUGCGCCAUAAAUGGCACGGUUACAUCAAUCGAGUUUUUCAAAAUGAUGAAUUAUUCAACUUUAUUAGUGAGAUUGUUAAUCUUUGUUUAGAAAUAAUCAAGAAAAGACGCCGAAGUGCCGAAAACGAAGAUUAUUACGUUCAUUUACUCUUGCUUCGAUUCCUUCAACAUUUGAGAAAACUAACAGGAUGUUUCAGUUGGCCAAAGCACCACUAAAAGUAAAGUUUCUUGUCUCGCCAAAAGGUAGGCUGGUGUCAUGAAUACUUGUCGUGUUGGACCUGUUUUAUAAGCGUUGCAAGGCAGCAGAUGGUUUUGAACUUCGGAACUAUUAAAUGGUUUGACACUGUUAUCGUUGCAAUAUUUAUUCGUUGUAUUAUGUCACACAUAUUUCUGGACUGGCCAUGCGAAGCUCACAGCUAUCAACAAUGGAUGUGUCCAGCUAUCGCAUAUAGACUAAAUUUUGAUCUAGGCAAGAAGAACAAAAUACAUCACCACAGCUAGAAAGAGCAUCUUAAAAUGAGUAAAAUUGCAAAGUUUGGUUGCGAAAUGUUGUAAAAUGUGGAAAAUAUAGCGCUGCGAAAUUUGCAAAUUUUGUAUUAAUUUGUAUUACGCACGGGAAAAUGCACCACUUUCGGCCCAAAUGUGAUGCAUUUUCCCGCGUGUCAUACAAAUUACUACUGCAAAAUUUGCAAAUUUCGCAGCGCUAUAUUUUCCGCAUUUUACAACAUUUCGCAACCAAACUUUGUAAUUUUACUAAUUUUAACAUGUUCUUUCUAGCUGUGGCGAUGGAUUUUGUUCCUCUUGCCCAGAUCAAAAUUUAGUCUUUAGCUGGAUUCAUACUUUGUAUUCCUGUAUCUGUAAUAUAUAUUGAUGAAGAGCUCGCUGCAUGUGUUUACUAGAAGCAUAUAUAAGUUUAUUUUUUCUGUAGGCCCUGUGAUUCCCAGGCCUUCAAAUAUCGAUCGGUCACGGACAUUGUCCGACCCAUUUGUAAAAUUGUCCGACUCGUAGAGGAGAAGCCACCUGACAUUCUGUCAGACCUAAGUGAAACUGAGGUUUAUUGUUUGUCCGAUCCGAGUGUAUUGGUGUCCGACCUAACUGUAACUUUGUCCGACGCAAAUCAAAAUUUACCCUAGUCCAGGACUAGAGGCUCGUACGUUAAAUGGAGAAUCAGAGUAAUCAGUGUAAAAAGUAAACCGGAAAUGCUGUUUUAAUGUAAUUGAGAGCGCGGGGCGGCGAGCGAAAUGGAGAACGGGCUUAUAGUUGUCGACGUCUACUACUACUGUUAUUGGCAAGCAAGUUACUGUUUGGCUUGGAAAUAUAAGUAUGAAUGACACAAAUGAUUUAAUAUCUUCUUCACAACACUUAGUUCAAAAUUAAUACAUUGUACUGAUAUUAAUUUGUGCAUGUCAUUCAGACUUAUUUCCGAGCCAAACUGAACUGAAGGACAUCGGACAUCAUCAUACAUAUAUCCGAGCCAAACUCAAAGUCAUCGGACGUUUUGUCAGACGACCCUGUAAAAGAAUACAUGAAUAGAUAUUUUAACGCCUGGGAUUCCGGCGCAGCGCUCUAACCGACUAAGCUAUUCCUUGCUUGCUGCCCAAGACCGCAGAUUCGAUUUAUAAAGAGCUCACGCUGUGUUUACUAUAUGCAUAUAUGUUUAUUAUGCGACAUUGAUGUAUAUGCGGACGCCUGUUUAUUGACAUGCAAAUAGUGCUGUUUUUCUUCCAUAUCAAUUAGAGUUAAAUUAACAAAUGAAUACUGACGACAGAUGCGUCUGAAGUUUAGUAGUCUACGUACGUACAUGCGUAUAGAACUAUAAGCUUUUAGUAUUUUUACACAAGAAAUCCGACGUGGCGAUUGGUAAAAUUUGACGUGAUAUUCCAUUAUAUUCAUCCACCGGUGAAUAUAACAGUAAAAACUAAUUUACAAAAUGGCGACUAGCCGUUUUGUGGAAAUCACAGACAAAGAAAUAAGCGAAAUUAAAAUGAAUUCAAUAAAAAACCCCCACAAAAGACUUGUACAAAAAUACUAAAACAAUUAUUCGCCUCAGGCUCGUCUCGGUGAAUAUUUCCCGAUAAUCACCUCGCCUUCGGCGAAUAAUUGUUAAAUAUCAGGCAUUGCAGGCAUCGCCUUUAGAUUGGCGGGCAGAAUUUGAUCGCGAGCAAAAAUCACCGACUUUCUUAACCCAAGGUGAUCCAAUCUGGGGUAAAAAAGUCGCAUGAAAUGAACUAGGCUAUUUCACAUGUUCCAAUUCCACAUAAAACCACUCGCCAUUAUUUCGCAGGUGCAGCUUGGUUUCUUGAAGAAGAUAUAGAACGACGGACAUCAAUUGGUUGCGGUGACACUCAGACGGACAGCACACCAUUCAGUUAUAAUUCUUCACAGACAUACUACUCUUCAGCGCCAUGUUCCCCGAGCACCGACGCAUUGGUAAGUUUUUCUGAGUUUUGUUUUCAUUGCUUUGUUAAUCGCCAGGGUUUUGUUAGCUGCUAGGGCGUAGACAGCGACUAUAAUUUUCACCUGAGAUUGGUAAUGAAUUUCCAGAGACAAAAUGGAAAAUCCAGUUGAUCUCAUAUUAUACACUGGAUGGAGAACUGCAAAAUAUAGCUCAUUUGGUAUGCAGAUAAAUAUCUUUGGGUAAACUACUUUUCAUGAAGUCCUGAGCAUUUUCAAAAACUAUAUACCAACAUACUGUAGUUUUAUUUUGAAGUUAUACCAUCUUUGUCCCCUUGCUGUGACUAUGUAUGCGAUUCAAUAUUAUAUAAUACCUUAUUGAAUUCUGAUCGUUUAAUUGGCUGUUUAUGGUCACGUGAUAUUGAAUAGAAAAUUCCAUUUCCCAAGAGUGCAAUGGAAUACGUUCCAUUGCACUCUUGCGAGUGCAAUUGUACUAUACGUUUUGUUCCAUUGCACUCUUUGUGUUUUCGAUAAAUCGCAUCCGUCAGAAUGCUUCUCGUACGGUGAUCGCAGUUUAUUUUAACCCGAUAUUCGAAACUCAGUAAAUGGGAUUUAAUGCAAAUACGACUCGUCAAAAUGGCGAAAGCUUACAGUAAACCUUUUAAUAUUAGUCUAUUUUGGUAUUAUAUAAAACAAAUAAUGAAUGUUAUUAUUCGUGCAAUGGUAAGAAUAUUUUCAUUCGGUGAAAGAUGGAAUGUUCCAUUCAACUCGGCUGUCGCCUCGUUGAAUGGAAUAUUCCAUCUUUCACCUCAUGAAAAUAUUCUUACCAUUGCACUCAUAAACAUUCAUUAUUUGUAUACUAUACACCGCACAUAGUAAAUUGCCUAGUUCCAUCAGCCCCGGCGACCAAACGCUCCAUCGGACCUAGAAAAUAUAUUCUCUUUUUGGCAGCAAAAUUCCAAAAUAAAAAUUUCCUGUGUAAGUCAAAUAUAAAACCUGAAUAUGUAGAUUUCAGAGAACGUAUGGCGCCGCACAUUAUGAUAAACUGCAAUUUCGGCACAAGACAAUCUCGAAUUGCAAAACGCUUUUGUGAAACAAGUAAAUUAUAUAUGGCGUUCCAGUAUAUAAGAUCAUGACAAAAAAUUCUUGCAAGAUGUAAGAGAAUUUCCUGCGAAGAUAUUUUGUUAAAAAAUUCUCCAUUUAAUAAAGUGGUACUUGCGUCAACCGCUUAAUGGAGGUGGGGGGAGGGGGGGGGGAUGCCCACUUAAGGGAGGUCGUAAAUAUAGUGAUAUAGAAUAGAAUAGAAUUGAUUUGCACUCAAAAAGUGAUAUAAUAGAUGUUUGACUCAGAGAGGUAAUUGAGGUAUUGGAUGGUAUCCAUCUCAGAGAGGUGUCAAUGAGGAGAGGCUUGACUCUAGUUUUAUAUCGCUAAUUGUGUCAUUUCUUACGUAAGUUUCACAAUAGUUUAUCUAGACUAGAAGCACAUGUAUCGAAAUUGUGACAUGAUAACGAGAUCUUAGGCAGGGGUAAAAUUUGGAACUCGCGAUAACAGCCUAUGAUUGAGCUCAGUAUUAUGGUCAUAAAGUAGAACUAUACGAUAGGUGGUGAUCAUGCUAAACGCUUGGGCUGUCAUCUGUCUCUAUAUAUAUUUCAAAUGACUGUAAGGGCCCUUCGGUGGCGCAGUUCUCAGAGUAAGCGCCUUUCACCUCUGAGUUCGUGGUUCGAUUCUCGCUACGGACUCGUGUGAAAACAGAAAAAGAGUCAGUCAACGCUCUGCCGAAAGUCGUGGGUUUUCUCCGGCGCUCCGGUUUCCUCCCACAGGGAAAGUUGACAGGGUGGGUUAGGAUAAACACAGUUAGGAAAGUAAUAUCACAAUUGUUGUAAAGAAUCUGUUUUUACACGUGGUCUGAAUUGAUCAAUUUACUUCUAAUUGUCAUGUCACCCUUGGGUGCGCACCGCUAUGAACUUGCAUAUAACCCUUGCUCCACCCACCCAAUCUUCCUUCGCGACUUCACUCAAAUUAUUUCAGUCCACGUUCGAGGAUCAUCCACGUUAUAAUUUGUAUCUAAUGCGGUAUAGUAAGAUUUAAUUAAGUAUGUGAAAGUGAAUAUAGCACGAAUAUAAAACACUUAUGACCAGUAGAGUCAAGAGAAUGCUGUAAGAACAAUUCAGUUCUAAUCUCUAUCAAAGACAUUAGCAACAAGUAAAUGCAUAUAAUACAUUAUUAUUCUGUUGCAUCUUCAAACUGUCAUUUACUGUCGUUCCAAUUGAAGUGUUCCUCAAAUAUUGAUUCAAUACAUUGCCUCGGGCUGACCAAUUCAUUUGAUCAAGUUCCUCGAGAUAUUCAUACACUUCCUAGUAUAAUUAUAAACUUCCUGUUGAAUAGUUUGAAUGCACCAAUCACCUUUGUUGUUUGUGCAACUAACCAAUCAUAAAUAGAAAGGAAGUGACCAGAAAUUAUCAAAUUCUUGGAAUUGGUUCUUUCACAGGAAGUGUAUGAAUAUCUCGAGGAACUUGAUCAAAUGAAUUGGUCAGCCCGAGGCAAUGUAUUGAAUCAAUAUUUGAGGAACACUUCAAUUGGCACGACAGUAAAGACAAAAAAAAAUGCCGCUGAACUGCUGCCGAACUUGGAAAUAACUUGCCGAAAUUUUGCAUAACAUAUUUAUUUUUCAUCAGUAGCUAAACAAAGAAUCUGUUUUGACACGUGGUCUCAAUUGGUCAAUUUACACCUAAUUGUUUAUAUUAUGCAAGCGAAUUUUGUCAAUUGUUUAUGCAUGUCGACUUCUUCCCUUGGGGAUGCACACCCCUGUGACUUUGCAUACCCCUUGCUCCACCCACGUUGACAAUCUUCCUUCGCGACUUCACUCAGUUUAACUGUCUGCGAAUGUAGUUACAGAUAAAGUAAUCCAACAAUCUGAGUGGUGUACUCUUUGAAAGGCAAUAAAAUAUCUCUCAAUCGUACAGUAAUCUGAUUUACUGAUAACUGUUAGACCUCUAUGGCACACGAUGACAUAUUUGAAAUCUAUUGCCUGUGAAGACAUUGUAAAUUUGAUCUAUUGCAGUGCUGUUUACAUAGCUACAGACGCUUGCGUGACCUGCACCUUUCUAUUAAGGCAUACAUUUAGUCUGACACGCGCAAAACGUUUAUGAUAUCAAUCGCAGAUAAGUUGGGAAUUCGUAUGUUAUAAAACCAUUAAAUGCCUCGACUCUUUGUUGUUUGGAGCUAAGACAGAGCAGGAGGUCAGAAGCUAUUGUGUUCUCGUGUGAUGGUUGAAUAGGGCUGUUUUCAAACUGAAGCGCUUGUACAAAACAUUCUGGUAUGCUAAGGUAAAUACAGCAUUUUGUUUGGGAUCAGUAUAGCAAAGUGAUUUAUACCUAAUUAACAUAUCCUGCGCUGGAUGAAGGGAAAGUGAUUUUGCCAUAAUUCUAACUUGCUGUCAGAAGGGCUAAAUGACGAAAUCGUUGUUGCGCAUGCGGUUUUGAUCUUAUACAGGGUGUAUCAAAAUAAACGCAAUUCAUCUUUUGUGCUUAAUAACUUUCGAAAUACUAUUUCUCGUUAAACGCUUUUAGGCUUACUUCAAAGCCUGUUCUUUUCUCUUUCAAACAAACUAUUAUCCUUGUCUCCAAUGCUAGUAAUAAUGUGCUAGUAACAAUGUGCGAGAUUUCACAAGAUUCUUGCUACAAAGCUGGCAGCCAAAUUUGGCAAACCAUACUCAAUAACUAUGUCUUGGCUACGUACGAAACUCUCUUUUUGUCUGCUGAGAUCUUCCCUUCUAUGUUUGAGGGGCACUAUAGAGUUCCUUUUUAUAUAAAUAAUACUAGUUUGUUUGACACUUUGUACUAACUUGAACCUUUUUAAACGAAUUGCUUUAAUGGGUUUUAUAUAUUUUUAAUGUAUCUAGCUAUGCUCAAUCUAUGAAUAAAUCUUUUCAGAAUGCUAGUAAUAAUUGCACAGGAAAAGAUUUAGUAAAACCUAUCAUUUUUAGUUGCUGUUUAAUUAUGCAAGUUUACUAUGUUAUUUAGUCGGUUUAAAUGUUAGAAUUUUCUUCUUUAAAUUUUAAUGUUGUCGUCACUACAUCUGGAAAACCACGUAAGAACAAAUUAAAAGUAUUCUAAAAGAGACCAGGUUGUUUGAAAAUCCUAAACGAAUGCUAAAAAUCGUCAAAACAUUCUGGUGUCUGAGCCAGAGUGUCAUCGAAUUGCGAUGUGAUGUAAACAGAAAUUAUAGCAAGUUGAUGUCAGUCAGCUUAGAUGGUCCAAGCCAAAAUUAUAUCGCAUUUGAAGUUUCAAACUGAGUUAAAAAUAGCGGAAAAAAAGCCGUAAUUAUACUUAUUGUUACAAUCCAUUUAAUAAAAUGCAACAUUUUUUGUUUUAAUGAAAAAAUCAGUUAUUUUCAUGAGAACGAUUUGUUAUUCCAUCUCACUUUUUUUAAUCUCCAAUCGCAAUAACGUAAAGUAUUAUUACCCGCGAACCAAUGAGUCAAAUUUAAGAAACAACCCACUGUUAAAAAGCUGAAUGGCUACGCUUUAAAAUGAAUGUAAACUUUAACGUUUUCGUCUAUUAUUUGUUUAGCAAUUUACAUUUCAGUCGAGGAUUGCGCUUUUUUUUAUACACCCUGUAGUGUCUCAUGGACUUCAAAAAUCAUAAGCAUUGUGGAUCCGGUAUCUUUCUUACUGGACAUCUAGGGAGAACUGUUUAGACCUAAUAGAGCUAUCCAGUUAAUAAAUAAAGUUAAUUAAUUUCAGUUUCAUGCUGUAGUAAUAAUGAAGAACCAAGAGAUGAUCUUUUAAAUACUUUACUAACUGAUAAAGCUAUCCAGUAUUAAUUAGAAAUAAAGUUAGUUUAAUUUAUAUCUUUAAAGAAGGAAGUGUCUUAAAACGCGACGCGACAGGGGUGUGUCUAUAUAUAAUUGUAUAUUGCGGAUUUAGGAAACUUUUAGAAAUCGUUUCCUGUAUUUUAUAAACCGCGAGUGUCUGGUACGUUUCCUAGCAAUCGUAGAAAUAUGGAAUGCUAAGGAUUGCAUUUCAGUGUCAUCCCUAUUUUAAAACUUGGAAAGAUGAGCGAUCUCUUGAUCCUAAGGAGAAACUCCUUAUUUGUCAUUUGAGACAUGUAACAUACAUACUGAGUCAAGUAUACUAUGUUGUCGAAUACGUAAUGGCGUAAUGUACAGUCAAAGUCAUUCGUUCCAUUACGUACUUUUGAGGCGCACUUGAAAAAGGCAAAUUCAGCAUGCACGGGUUAUAUCAGAUAUACAAACUCGAGCCAAACGCGAGAGGUUGUAUGUCUGAUACAACACUACAUGGACAUAGCGAAGCGUUUGAAGUUAGGGGGGGGGGGGUGUUGGAGGAUUUUACCUGAAAUUUGAACUUAAUGUUAGAAAAUUACCUGAAGUGUAAUAAUUAUAAUAGAGCUUUUUCUGAUUGAUUUCCACUGUCAUACUAUGUUUUCGAAGAAAAGGGGGUCUGAGAAAAUUUUAAAAUUUUUGAAGCUCCAGGACUGCAUUUCUGGCAUUUUCUAAAGCAAAUUCGCAAACGAAUUGGAUGUAAAUUGACUGUAUUUUACAAAAAUGAUUAUCAUUUCACAAAAAUAACGACUUUAUUACGCAAAUUUUACCUGAAAAUGUCAAAAAUUUUAACUUGUAUUUUACCUGAUUUUUACCUGAGUUUCACAGUGGGGGGAGGAAUUACACAUUUCGACAGUUGUGUUUUAAGAAAUUAUUGAUGAUUUUAAAUGAGAAAGUAGAAGAAAAAAUUAUGCAAGUCAGGAGAAUUUUGUAUAUGUGAUAGUGGUGAUACAACACCUCAUUAAUUAAACAUUGAUUUCUUUUACAUUUUGAAUUUUCUUUAUUGAUUAUUAAUGUGUUUUACAUAAUAUUUAUGAUACAAGCUUCAAGACACUCGUUUCAUUCCAUUUUACUAAAUAUGAAAAUAAACUUACAAAGAUAUUCAGUAAUCUGGAUCAUGUCAUCCAACCCUCUUCAAAUCAAAGGUCAUAAACUCAUAAUGCUUUCGUGAUAUUUUGUAACAUGAUCUUCGUUUACUAAACGUCUUUAUCUCGAUAGUGUAAAAGGAAAUUGCUUUUGAAGAUUUUCAACGCCCAGCCUCGUUGAAAGUCAGGAGACGCAAAUAUAACACGCAAUCAUAUGAAAUUGAUUUGUUUAUUAGAUUAAAGAUUUAGUCGAAUUAAAAGAACAAAUGAUGAAUCAUUUAUACAAGAUGUAACGUAGUAAAUGGUUAGGAAGUUCUUUAUUUCGACCGCGCUUUGAUUCGAAUUCGACGCCACACAAGUCGAAUACGAGCGCGAAAGGCUGCUGGGAACCGCUUUGAAAAUUCAUUAAUUUGCAGCCUUUCGCGUUCGUAUUCGACUUUUCCGCUUUGCUCGUGGACAACCUUAAAGAAAGCGCCAUGUGUAAAUGCCAUUUCCUGCACUUUCUGGAUUGCGGUAAAAAAUGAACGAAUUCGAUCUGUUUUAAAGAUGAUUUGAAUUCACAUUUUUCACCUUUGGGAUUUAAAUGUUCUUCCAAAUUUCGAACAUUUGUCCGAAUGCUUGUUGCGCAUUUGGAAAACGUAUGCCAUUGUGAGUCUGCAAGCUUCCAGAAUGUGAUUUCGACCGGCAUUUUAAACCGAAUCGAAUUUGGCUAUUUUUAAUCGCAAUGAUAUGCAAGAAAGGUAGAGCAUUCGACAGCUGAUAGCCUGAUCUUUAUAUGUAUGAAAAAAGCCAAUACAAUACUAAUGGUGUAAGAUUAUACCCCAUAGUUUUUUACCAAAGAUUGUAGAUUUAAAAAGCGCAUCAGCUUUCAAACAAUUUGCCUCUGAUAUAACCUUACCUAACCUUUGUUUUCUGUCAUCACUAAAUAUAAUCUACUUGAGCGCAUUAGGUUCAAGAAAUUUUGAAUUCUAAACAGAAUUUGUUAAUUGAUUAAACCAGUAAGCCGCAGUUGACAUGUUUACUCUUGUAAGUUUUGGGAGUGCCAUGGAAUUUGUCGACUCUUGUGUUAUGAAAGUGAGACCGCUGCUGGUGUCUUGUUUCAUUUUGGCAAUUGUAUAAUUAAAAGUUGUUUGAGUUUAUUAUAACAAACCGCGUGUCGUACACAUGGUCGAAUGUUCUUGGUUGUGUUAAAAUUACGAUAUGCCUUUCUUGAACGAUGUCUUGGACCUAUCAGCGACUGUCAAGUAUUUCACAAAGCAGGUAGAUAAAACUAGGCGUUGUUGUAGAAAUUUUAGUAUUGAUAAGAACAGUAUAUCCAGCCGACAAUAAAUUAUUUGUGACACAGGUUUGAUGAAAACCACAAUGCCCACAUAUAAUUCAAUUUAAUCGUGUGUUUGAUAAGUUCUCGGCGCGCAAACCUGCCACAACUUUGCGCAAACCUGCCACAACUUUGCGCUCAGCGACAGUGCGUUAGUUAUGUAUGAGAAUUAUGUAUAAGAAUCAUUCACUCGUGUGGAUAAUUAUCAUAAUUCCAAAGCUUAGUUAAGUAAUAUUUCAAAUCCGACAAUGACGACUGGACCAGAUUUCAAGUACGCGCAAUUUGAUCAAGUCCGAGACGAAGCCUGAAUCAACCAGUCCGAAUUGGAGGAUUUGAAAUGACAUCUCAUAGGAAUAAAUCACUACUUAAAGUGAUGUGAAUUAAUUGCAUUUUAUCAUGUGAGCAGAAUAAAGCAAUAUGGUUGGCUAACUUAUUAGUGGCAUGCAUUAUUAGUGAGUUUUGAGAUCUUUAGUUUAAUACUUAGUUUGUUCUGUAGAGCGUUUGCACAUGACGUCACAGCCGCCAUGUACCAGUUCCAAUUCAAAGGAAUUUUAAUUAGACUCUUUUGUCAGGAAUACCAACGUGCCGCCAUGGCUUCUGUUGACUUGGUCCCUGGCGAAUGAGUGCAAACGCUCUAUUUUAUGUUUCUGUAAGCUAGAAUAAUAGUAACUAGGCAUGUGAGUUAUCUCAGUAAAGUUAUGAAUUUGGUAUAACCAAACUUUGGCCAAAUUUCUCUAUUGAAUAUUGUGCUAGACAUAUAUUAUUCAGCUCACUCUCCAACCGGGCUUUUCAGUGACCGAUUACAUCAAGUAUUACGCUUACUUGUAUUGUCUACUCAGUCUACACAGGAAAAAACGCGGCCUGGAAAAGUUACAUUGUUCUGCUGAACAAUGCUGAACAAUAUUGUUCAUAACGACCAGGAACAAUAUGGGCAGCAAAAUAUUGUUCAGGCCUGUUUUCAACAACAUUGUCACAGGCUGGGCGUUCUUUGCAGUCUAGACUAAUUAUCUUUACAACAAUUGUGAUAUUACUUUCCUAACUAUGUUUAUCCUAACCCACCCUGACAACUUUCCCUGUGGGAGGAAACCGGAACACCCGGAGAAAACCCACGACUUUCGGCAGAGCGUUGACUGACUCUUUUCACAUGAGUCCGUAGCGAGAAUUGAGCCCACGAUCUCAGAGGUGAAAGGCGCUUGCUCUAACGACUGGCGUACUGCGCCAUCGAGACUAUCGAGUCAACGUGUAUUCGUAGCGAGUCAUUGGCGAAUUUAAGUGCACGAACUAUUUUCAUGACGACUUAACGCUUGUCUAUGAAAUUCCUGAGCUUAUAACUUGAGCCGUUUCCCUAAAAUAAACGCAUUUCCCGUAUAUCUAAUAUUUUGGCAGACAUUUUCCCCGCCAUUUUCGUAGACUCGCGCAUGCGCUUGACGUUUGACCGCGGUGUUCAAUGAACCAACUCCGGGAACUUCGAAUUUUUCCCCACAGGAUGGGUUACUGUUAGGCCUAUUAAAUUGAGGAAAGUUAUAUCAAUAUACUAAUGAUUAAGCUAGGCAGUAUGUAAUGUGAGUAAGCGAUUGAAAAAUAAUCACUGAAUAGCCAAGUAAUACCUGUAAUAUGUUAUUUUCCAAGAAACAGCGCGUACAUUGCCGUCCGCUUCGAGUAAUAGGGUAGUACGUCACUGUGGUAACCGAUUAGUCGGUCCGUGUUUCAAUCCCAUCCGCUUUUUGAGACUAUUUCAGGUUGGGCUAAGAUUUUAUUCCGCUUCGAGCUGACGUUUCACAAACACAGUUUGGGAUGAAAUUUACCAUUGUAUAAUAGACAAAUUGUGAAACAAUUUCAGUUCGUGAAAUUUUCCCUGGGCUGAAAAGUCUUCCCCCAAAAGAUAUAUUAACACGAUAAAGGCAAACUAAAUACUCGCUAUAACAUCCUGUUAUCUUUAAUUUGGCCACAAGCUAUUCAAAAUCUUUACAAAGGCAUUUAAUGACAGCACAAACACAAACGAAAAACGAAUUGCUCUGCCUAGAACUUUCAUUUUAUUUAUAAUUCGACCACAAGCUAUUCAAUUUCUUCAAAGAUUUCGACAUUUCGUCGUCAUUGUGACGUACAAGUGGAUUUAACGCCCAGGUGCUUUUCAAGUACCUUCAUAUUUGAAAACUAUAAGUGUAUUAUUAUACCCGACCACCUGUGUGUAGCCCGCUUACAUUGUCGCUUUUGCAAGGCUUUAUUCUUUUGUAUCUAUUGAGCUAGACAACGAAUGUCUGCUCUUGGAUAAAUUCUGUGUCGGCUGCGUGGUUGGACAAUAACGAGGAGCCAUGAAAAGCCCCGAAGACAGCAGGAUUUUGCCAUGGUGGUUUGCCAAUUUACAGCGAACGCUAGAGCCGAAUUUUACAUGCUCAACACUUGACAGGGUAAGACAUUUGUGUUUUGAAAUUAUGGGAGGAAUUUCUUUUUGUGCUCAUUUUUGCGGCCAGGUUGCCCUUUAUUGUUUUAAAAAUAGUGAGUGAUAUUUGAAUAGGCUUUCUGCCGUUAAUUGCAUCGCAAAACAAGCGGCUUUUAAGCGAAGUUUGCUGAUUGUCUUGUGUUUAUAUUGUGAAUAUAAUUAUUAAUAUAUGGCCGUAUAAUAUAAUUGUCUUGUCAUAUUUAAACAUUUCAAAGCAGUUUUAACUUUAAACCAAAUAGUAUCAUACUUUUUAAAGUAAGUAGCGGUUAUAAAAGGCAUUGCGGUUUAUUUUGGUCGUAAAUGUUGUUAUCUAUACUGAAUUGUUGAGUUGUAUUUUAAAUAUAAUGCACUAAUGGCCAUAUAAUAUAAUUAAUAUAUGAUAUUUAGGUUCUAUUAUCACUAUAGAAUGAUAUACAGUUAUUUUUAUGGACUGGAUUAAUAAAUAGAAUUAGCUAUCGUGGUUUGUGUGAGCUACCUGAAGAAGAUUAAUUAAAGACACGAAGUACUUUGUCAGCAGUUCCUUAGUACCGGCAGCCCUUCGUCAGCUAGCGGUUGAAAGUGGCCAUUGAUCUCCUGAGAAAAUGGCCUUUGCUCAUAUAAAUGUCGAAGUCGGUGUUUUUAAUUAAUCUUUUUCAGCCGGUAGUUCAGACACAAACCACGACAGCUUAUUGUAGAAUACUACCUACACUGGACCACCACGUUUGAGAUAUCUUCUUCAGGUAGUUCAGCAACAAACCAUGGACCACCACGUUUGAGAUAUCUUCUUCAUGAAGUAUAUAGUUCAGAACUUAACAAACCAUGGCAGCUUAUUGAAGAAUACUAUACCUACACUGGACCACCACGUUUGAGAUAUCUUCUUCAGGUAGUUCAGACACAAAACCACGACGCUUAUUGAAGAAUACUAUACCUACACUGGACCUCUACGUUCGAGAUAUCUUCAAUUUCAGGUAUGAGCUCAGGCACAAACCAUGGCAGCUUAUUGUACUGUAGAAUACUACCAACAUUGCGCCGCCACGUUUGAGAUAUCUUUUUCAGCUAGUAGUUCAAACACAAACCACGACAGCUUAUUGAAUAUUGAAGAAUGUACUACCUACACUCAGGACCCUUACCGGCCUUACGUUUGAGAUCUUCAAUUUCAGGCAGCUCAGACACGACACACAGAAGCUUUAUAUUGUAGAAUACUAUUACACAUGAGAAAUGGGUUGGCGUGUUUUUUACCGAAACAUACCAAAAUAUGCAUUAUAGCAUUCAUGUAUAUAUAUAUUUUAAUGAAAUGCAUUAUGAUUAUAUAUAAUUUAACAUGCCGAACUCUUUUACGAGUCCAACAUUGUAUUUCUUUGUAUAUUGGAAACCCAAAUUGAGAUAAGUCAAAUAAAGUAUAGUUAUAUUCGUUUUUAGGGGAAAAACAUAAAUUCCAACUGCUAAGACUAACUACAGCGUUAAUAAUCAUUAUCGUAUCUGUAAAUAAUUUCGUAAUUUUUGGAAUGUCGUCAUUUAGCAAGUGGCUUUUCCACAACAGGUAUAUAUAAUAUCGAAAAUAGACAGAUAGCAUUAGAAUAACAAUAUAAUUACAGAAUACAAUCCCAACAAAAUAUUUUAGUUGUAUUUUAUUUGAUAAAGCACACAAUUUAAGCCGAUUCAUAUAUUUUAGUGAGACCAAUUUUAGAGGAAUUUUAUAAUUACUGUAUAUAUAUUAUAUUUCUAAUUAUGGAGAAUGUUUGCGGUAUAUACGUGAGGGCGUUAUUGUUUAACCAUGAACAAUCGUCAAUCUGGCGAAAUUUUACCUUUGGGCCAAGAUUUUGCAAGAUGCGUAGGCAUGCAUGCAUAGGCCAUAGUUUACAUAAUGUAUAUUUCAGGUCUAAGAUAAAAACUCUAUAUAAUUAACGUUAUAAUGUAUAUAUUUAGCUUCGACAAUAAUUUUGUUACUGCACGGAACUGUACUAGGAAAGAUUCUGUCGGAUCUCUGUCUUGUACCCAGGCGCUAUGUGCAUGUUGUUCUAUGGCGGCUAGUCGGAUCAAGAAUUUUGCAAAAAUUUGUAAGAAACAUUUGAGGGAACUUGCUAUAUGUUCAAUACGCCAUUAACUUUGUUUCUCAACAAAACCAACGUACGUAGUUAAACUUGCAUGGGUAGCUGUAUCAGUUCUAAGCUGUUCUUCCUGGAGCCUCGUAGAAUUAGGGCAACCCUGUCCUGUUUGCCACCCAAAAAUGGCGAACAACUCCUGUUUACAUUAUAUACAUGCUUGAGAAAGGCUAACAGAAUUAUUAGCAUUACCGGAUGGAAAUCAUAUAAUAUAAUUUCUCAACAUUCUGGAUUUUAUUUUCCAAAAAAAAACUAUGCUAUAUACAAAGCCGGAAUGAACUCGUUAGCCUGAAUUAAUUCUGUUGUUUUUGUGUGUUUCCGUUGCUAUGCCUUGUGUAAGGUUUUUGCAAUAAUUUGCUGGUCAUUAAACUUUUUUUUCUAAUUUUAAUACAAUUGCUGCCAAUAUAUAUCGACAUUAUCAAUAAUAACUACUGAGUAGCCAAUAUCGUGCAAAACAAUACCUCAUUAAUACAUUAUACACGGGGGCUGUCACUGUGGACAAGUAUUUACUGUUAGCAAGUGCGUGAAUAAAUUUUAUAGUUAUUUUUAUAGGCAUGUUUACACUGUCAAAGUUUCUGUGAUCACAUGCAGGAGGCUGAAUUUUGCAUAGCCGCCAUAGGUAUAUAUAAAAUUCUAAGUUUUGAAGGAUUUGUAAGAAAUGUUGGAGGGUAUACUGAGACAGUGUUGAACAAUUGAGUCGUUUCCCUCAAAAUCCUUCAAAACUUAGCCAUGCAAAAUUCCUACUGUAUAAUCACGAUAUUCGUCGAUAGUCAUGUAAACUAGUCUGAUGUUUAUAGCGCUAGUAUAUAUCACAUGAUUUUGGGUUUGAACGCGAUAUUUCAUGCCACUUGACCUUGUUAUUGAAAAUGUAAGGAUGCUGACGCUGCAUAAUUAAACAGGUUCUGAUGCAUGUGAACGAAUACGUAAAAACGCACAAAAAAGGUUGUUACAUGCAGGUCUGCAAACAAAGUUGUUACAAAUAUCUGUUCACAAGCUGUUGACAAGUUGUGUUCGCACUGCUUGUUCCCAGGCUGUUGACAACUUGUAACAAGCUUGAUGGCAUUAUCAGAUUUGUUGCAAGGUUGCUCUAACAAGUUUGAUACAGUCUGAUAUAACAAGAAUGUUACAAGGUUGACGACGCAAGGUUGUAACAAUAUUGUUAUGUCAUAACUGUGUUAGACUUGUUGGAACAACUUUGCAACAAGUCUGAUAGUAUCAACAAGGUUGUUACAAGUUGUUAACAGCUUGUUCCAAACUUGUUGACAACUUGGGACAAGCAGUGCGAACACAACUUGUUGACGGCUUGUUGGCAGACUUAUACAAGAUGUGAGAUUUUUACGCGUGUAGAUGAGUUACGAAUGUUCUGUGUAUUUGCAAGUCUAGUUCUGCAAGUCUGGGCCUUUACAGAUGUUCCAGGCAAAGGGCCUUUGUCUCGAAGUUUAUAUAGUUGCCAAACGAAGGCACUUCAUUCGAUGUUCUUGGCGAACAGGUUUUCAACGAUGGGACUUGAUUUGCUAAUUGCACGUGCAGAGUGCGAACGUACAGGAAAUUUUCUUCCCACUCAAAUUACUCUUCUUUGUUGACCCAUACAGACGAGUUAAAAAUUUGUACCGUCAAUUUUUUCUAUGGCAAAUGCCCUUGUUUAGUAGCUGCUAGUUUAGUACUUGUCUUAGAAAACUUCGCAAAUUUGAUUGUUUUGACGAAUCGUCAUAUGAAAACUUUUCAGAGAAAACUUGCUCGCCUGCAACCGGCUUAAUGAUAUACUUCAAAAAUUGCUCAAUUCUGAUUGGCUUCUGAUUGGCUUAGAGCAGUGCAAUAUUCAACCUCGUACCCAGGGCCUUUGCCUCUGAACCGCGCAAAGGCCCUGGGUACGAGGUUGUGGCAAUCUUCUCGCAACACAGUGCCAAAAAAUGAAAUACAAUGCAAAAAAAGAAAUACAGUGCUAAUUUAAUUCACUAUUUAGGCUUUCUAAUUGGCUUUCUAAUUUAGGCUUUCUAAUUGGCGAUUAAUCGCAGGGCCGUAGGUUCAAUUCCUACCAGAGGACCUUGUGCUGCAUUUUUCGCAGUCGUUCCUGGUCUUAAAAUGUAUAUAUACUCAAUUGGAUUACAAACCCUAACAUUCUAAUAUUACAAAAUGAAACAAUAACAAAGAUAGCCAAUAAGAUGCAGCAAUUUUCAGCAGAAAUAAUUAAAAAAAAACAUAAAUUUUUUCCAUGUAAUUUAUCGUAUGGUUUCUCGUGCAAUUUGAAAAAUACCAUGCGUCAAGCUGAUUUUCCUUCAUAAUAUUUUCUUUCUGAAUUAUACCAGCUAUGCUCAUAUAUUUUACAAACUACUCUAGGCUGCAUUUAAAAAUUUUCCCUGAUGAGUAUAAAAUCGCUUGGUAUUAUAGAAAGUACAAUAAUACAGUAAGGCGCAUUAGGGCGGAUUGCGGCUGAGCGGGUUAACGAGAAAUAUUAGCAGAUGGUUUAGUUAGCCCAUACGUUCAACGUAGAUUGGAGAAACCAACAAAGUAUGGAGCAUCUGGGCACAUUGCAGCUUAAUUGGUUAACAAGAAACAUAUAGACAGAUAGGCUAUUAAUCCAUUACAUUCAACACAUUUCUCUAAGCAGUAAAAUCGUCUGGCAUUAGACAGAAUAAAAUAACAAAGUGGAACGCAUCAAGACAAAUUGCAGCUAAUUUCAUGAGUAAAACGUUGCGAGCGACGUCGGAAGUUUAUGCUCUUACCUAGCACUAUGUGAGAGCAUAUAAAUUGCAUGUCCCUCGAUCUUUAACUCUUUGUUCGAACUCAUUGUUCUAACGGAUAUCAAGGCAUCUUGGAUACCUUGGGUAUCAUUAAUUUUAGCAGGUGUCUUAUCAAUCAAACGGACUAUGCAUGCAUGCUAGGCUAUUUUUAGCGAUGACCUGUUCUUCUGAAAUUUCUGUCCGUUAUAAAACUUUGUCAUUGAAAUUGUUUUUCGAAUGCUGUUCAAUGUCAAUGAUAAUAUGAUAAUUAAAGUGAUGCAUGCGUCAUAUACAGCAGCUGGUACAUACUAUCGAAGUUUGUUUGAUCAUAUUAGGUCUGAUAUGACAGUGGAAACCUCGUGUAAACGAAGGUUCGGUUAAUUUUACAGUAUUGAAGUUUCUUUGAUCAAAAAGUUUAUGCUUUGAUUAAAAAGUCCAACUGCAUGUGUUAAUAGCAUUUUCAAACUUCAAAGACACAAUUCUGUAAUCACUGGGAUAUUUCUAAUGCAUUAAGACAGUGCACAAUGAGUUAUUUUAAGGCGAUGACCUGUUCUUAGGAUGUCCAAGACAAAUGUCACCGACGAUACGUUGCAGUCAUUAAAUUUUGGGUUAUACUAAGUUUUUUUCGUCGAAGCUCCUUUGGUCAAAGUGUUUCUAUUUAAACAUCUUUCAAAAGCUGAUUUAUAUUAUCCACGUUUUUUUAUCAAAUAUACUUCCAUCCAGAAUGUGUGACAGUGUUUCAAAGCCGAAGGCAUAAGUUUAGUUCAGAAAUUUUUGUGUCAGCAAAUUUGAUGAUGACAUUGGCAUGAGAUCAUAUCGCAUUUCCCAAGUGGGGACGAAAAGCUGUUCACACGUUCAAUAUUAAACAUUAUGCUGCGUAAUUGACAUUGUCAUUAUUAAACAGUGUUUUUGAAAGGUCAGAUCCGUUAAGGCAAAAAAUGAAUAAGCUUGUGACAGGCUGCAUACGUACGACUCUUGGCAUUUAGCUUUCUGAGAUUGUUCUGGUCACUUCUGAGGAGAUGGCAGAAUAUAUUGUAUUGCGUCAGGAGAAGUAGAGGAAUUUUGUCGAUGUUCUAUACGGAUAUGUUGGAUUAUUCUAGAAACAAAUGAUACAAAUGAUGCACAAUAGCUUAGGUAAAAUUCAAUCACGAGAUAGUAUUAUGCUCAACGUGCAAUUAUAUUGGCUGGCUCUAUUAAUGUCCCACCCCACCCCCCGCCAACCCCAUGAUCUCAAAUUUUGCACCCCCCAACAGAAGAGCGUUCAAAAAGAUCUUCCUUCCAAGCGAAUACAUUGACUCAUUGACUGUUAUGAAGAUUGUUUUUCAUUUCAUGAACAGUACAUGCCGUGCAAAUUGUGCAACCUUCAACGACCCCCUUAUCGUAACAUCCGUACUGAUAUUGUGCCUCAAAUCGCUUUGACAUUGCCACCUGCAUUACGUCAUCUUAAAAAAUUGAUAGGCUAGGUCGAGGGCAGUGUUUGUUUGGUUUUCUCGAGAAAGAUCGCUUUCAUAUCUCCCAGACAUGCAAAAAAUCUUGUUUCGUCAAAAGGAAGUUUACUGUAGGUCACGGAUGCCAGCACUAGAAUCUCCUUAACGAAACUCUUCACCCAAGAAUUCUUUGGUGUUCUUACAAAGUUAUGCAAAAUAUACUUGCUUAAUUCAUUAUGCCAAUGUCUCCAAUAUAAUAUACCAUGUUCUGACAGUUUCAGUCGUGCACUAAAAGCAAUUGUUUACAAGUUAUUGUAUAAAUAAUCAUAAAGUAUAUUGCUAAUAUCCCAUAAAUCGUCUAUUACACUAAGUAUGCUAUAAUUAGCUCGAGGAAAUAAAGUUUUCUUUGAAGUUACAGCGAUAGUAAAAAAUAUUAGCAUGUCGUAAAAUACAUCAUGCAUAAAAAUUAAACACGAGUCGUGUUUUACUUGUUGUUUGGGAAAGUAAUUACACUUCAUUUUACUGCUUUGGAUGGUUAACUAUGGUUCUAGUAAGUUUGGACAACUAAGCCUCUCUUGGGAGACCAGUUUGAAAGGGUUGGAGCUAUCCAAUAUAAAUAAAGUAUUACUGUUUAGUUUAGGUUUCCUUCUGUAGUAACACUGGAGAUGACUUUUACAUGACCUCUAGGGAGAACUGUUUAGAACUGAUAGAGCUGUCCAGCAAAAAUAAAGUUAGUUUAGUUUGUUUCCUCCUGUAGUAACACUGGAGCUUUGAUUGGAACAAUCUGAAGAGAUGAUCCUUACUAGACCUCUAGGGAGAACAGUUUAGAACUGAUAAGAGCUAUCUAUCCAGUAUAAUGCUGACGUAAUUUUAAUACUAAUUCUUUCAUUAUUUAGACCAGAAAGAAGAAAGUGACUCCGCCAGUGAACAUGUGAGUUUUUUUAUCCACAUAUAGUUUUUUUUUAUGGGGCCGGUUGUCCAAAACCCGGUUACCUUAAUCCUAGGUUAACGAAAUACUUCAAAACCAAUCUUCCCAGCAGCUUGUGUAUGUAUAGACAUGGGUAUUUUCCCCAGAAAUCUUGUCCGGGUCAAUAGAAGUAUUUGCCAAAGUUUGAAUUAACGGAUUUGCAGAUGUAUCCAAAUGUAGAUGUGUGCUAAUCCAGCUUAAUCGGGGCUUUCAAAACAAGCUGGGGGUGCCGCGACGUUUACCGCCGGUUACUUUGUUGAGUACUUGAAAUAUCAAUUCUGCUCUCCUUCCUCCACUCUGAGCUUUCAAACAAAGUUAUUUUUUCUCAACCUGCAUGGUAUACUGACUUUGUAGCCUGGUUAUUUUCGGGAAAACGACGUAGUAAGUGAUUUGGUUGUUUGCCAUCUUAAAUCUUGAAGUUACCUUGUUGAAGAAUGAAAGUGGUGGUGAUACAUUAUGAUUUGAUUACAAAGCUCAGUUGUGUUGCUAUCUGACCAAUAUACACUUAUGUCUAGGAUGUCUUUAAGACUCCCUAGACCACUCUCCACAGCCGUCUACUUUAUCAACACACCCACCUCCUCAGAAUAAUUCUCAAAACCCUGACCGGCUUUGAUCAACCGGGCCCCAGGAUUUUAUCUCCGCUUAAAGGCCCAGUAUGACAAUAAAAAUUUAUCUUUGUCUUAUUUGAAAGAACUUUUAAAAUUAUAUAAGAAGACCCUUUACAACUUUUUCGUACUUUGCUUGGUUUUCGAAAUAUUUUGACCAAAAACAGUGUGCAGUCCGGCAUCUUGGUAUUAGAAUUGACCUAACUGAGGUUUUGAUGACGUGACAGGGUAAAUAACUUGUUAAAACUUCUUCAUGUGGGACUAAAGUUCUUCGAAAAGUUCCUUAAAAUGUUGUGAGUUAAUUGAGUACUAAAAAGACUUUAGAAAAUCGAGUUUCAUAUUGAUAAUGACAUGUGGUUUGCAAGAUAACAAUUUUGCUUUUUACCCUACUUGUGACGUAUGCAUAUCAAAUGCAUAUCCAAGAUGGCGGAAUGCACGCUGCUUUUGAUCAAAAUAAGUCGAUUUAUUUCGAAAACCAAGCAAGAUACGGAGUAAUUCUAAAGGAAGCUUAUGUAUCAUUUUAAAUGUUCUUUCAAAUAAGACAAACUUAACUUAUAUUGCCAUAUCCCUUUAAACUGCACUUUUGAUUAAAAAAUAUUCAUUUUUGAUCAAUAUAUGGUCUUCGUUAUUAGGGCACCACGGCCAUCGAUAAGUUUAGAAAAUCUUAACGGACUUCGUAUUUCAUCAAGUAAACUCACCCUGGACGGCCGCGAGGAUCAGAUCGACAUCCCGGAGCCUGACGACGAGAAAGGAAGCACUAUCACUCUCGAAGAAAAAAAUCGACCUUUGAGAAGAAGUUUUUCUUUCACUCAGAGAAAUUUUCGACGGAAUGCGGUGAUUGAUCCUCCUGGCGAAGGACUCUCUAGUAAGUGAGCAGCAUUGGUAAUGCAGGGUGCUUUUUAAGGUGAACUUUACUGGGAGAGAGGUAUCCAGUAUAGAUAAAGUUUUUUAGUUUAGAUAUCUUCCUGUAGUAACACUGGAUGAAUAAGAGAUAAUCCUUACUGGACCUCUAAGAAGAACAGUUUAGAACUGAUAUAGUUAUCCAGUAUAAAUAGAGUUACUCUAGUUUAGGUUUCCUUCUGUAGGAACACUGGAUCAAUAAGUGAGGACUCUUACUGGACCUCUAGGAAGAACAUUUUAGAACUGAUAGAGCUGUCCUGUAUAAAUAAAGUUAGUGUAAUGCUUGUGAUGUUACUCUGAGUUUAUAUCCACACCGGGCAAGCUUGGAAAAUAUGCCUGGCCACGGUGGGAAUCGAACCUACGACCGUUGGAAUACUAGCCCAAUGCUUUGCCAACUGAGCUACGCGGUCAAGUCGGUUCGAGCAUGUGAUAUAAGCUUGCCCGGUGUGGAUACACACUCAGAGUUACAUCACAAGCGUCGUAUUCCGGCCUGAGUACAUUACACCAACACAGAAAAAAUCAAAGUUAGUGAAGUUUAGGUUUCCUCCUGUAGUAACACUGGAUCAAUAAGAGAUGAUCCUUACUGGACCUAUAAGGAGAACAGUUUAGAACCGAUGGAGUUAUCCAGUAUAAAUAGAGUUAGUUUAGUUUAGGUUUCCUCCUGGAGUUAUACUGGACCAACAAGAGAUGACCUUAGCUUAUUGGACCUCGGGGAAGAACAGUUUAAAACGAUCCAGUAUAUAAAUAUUUUUUGUUCAAUUGAUAUAACUAUUUCUCAAUACUUUUUUCACAGUGAAAACAAAGCGAAAACGGGAUAACACUUUAGAAGGUAAAUUCAAAAAUGAAAUUUUCACAGUGCCUAAAAGUUAUUGAAAAACGAUCGUUGAAUAUCUCAAUCUGUCUUGCAGCAUUUUUCAAGGCAGUGGAACACCAGGACUCGGAGCAAGUGACGAAAAUACUUUCCGCUCACGACGUCGACGUUAACGAGUAUGUCAUUUUUGUCUUUGGUUUAAAGCGUUGAUUUAAACUUCUCCCCCCCUGAAGUGUGCCCUCUAAAAAGAAAAUCCCGACUUCCAAAUCGUCAUCCCUUUCAGCAAGUUUCUUGUAUUAAACAAUGAUAGCAAGCUGAUUUAGGAGUAUCAGACUAAGGGUUAAAGAGUCGGGGUUUUUUAAAGAGCAUGCUAAGAUUAUUAUAAGGAGAAAUGGGAAGAUGACGUAAUCAACUGGAAUAGAAGACAGAAUAAAUGCUGUCCUCCUGUUGAUUGACUGGAAUCCAGUCCUGACGUUCAAAUCACUUUCCCCAUGAUUAGGAAUAUCUGGUUUUGAUAAUUGUGCAUGCAUAUUAUUUCAGAUUGAACGACGAUGGUUUCACGGCGUUGGAUGUAUCUAUCAUGCUUCAUUGUGACGGCAUUACAGGUCAAUUGCUGCAACGUGAGGCGAGAGAGAGUAAUCGAUGUAAGUACAUGCAGAGAACUCUAACUCUUGUUCUGUUUGGUUAUUUGUACCAGUGAUCUCUAUAUAUCUGCAGGAGCAAAAACUUCAGUCUACAUCUACAUCUACAUAUAAUUAAGUCGGUAAAAUCUACAAAUGAUAUCACACCAACUAUUUAAAACUAAAAUAUCUAUGAUGUACGGUAUAUAAAUGUCAGUCUGAAUGUCAAGAUGGCGACGAUUGACAUCCAAUAGCUCUGAAGGUCUUAAACAGUUUUUGUACCAUUCUUCCCCAGCUAGUCCAGUUUUUUAUAACGGACCGUAUCGCUAACCAAGUUAUCAGUUCAUAAUACCAUGGUGUUAUUCUUUAAAGGGGGUUUCAAAUCCAUGUCAAAUCGAUUUGUUAUCGACAGCUAAAAGUUGUCAUCACUCUAGUCUGUGGAGACCCUAAAUCUUUCUCCUUGAGUGUUGGCUAAAUUCUCUGACGUACUACUAAAAUGAACAUCGUUUAUAUUUGAAAGAGCGAUAGUUUUGGACAACGUAAUCUAUCAAUCAGUGAUAGCAUUAUUUCCAAUCGUUUAUUUAGUGUCGGCGUCGUUGAUGGAAAAUCAUCUUAAAAUGUUGCAGACGUUUGCCGAGGAACAAGUUGAACAAUAUGUCUCUGAUGUCGUCAAUAAAGGCACCACGGACGCCAAGGUAUACGACACAUUUCACAGUCGAGGCCUUGAAAAAAAUAUAUUUAUUUCUGUGUUUGUGACGGAAAAAAUUCUACUCCUCCGGUAUGUGGCUAAACUACGCACGGGAAACUAAGUGUGAAUUCCAUAGGUUAUCGAAACCGUCUUAAAUUAAUAAGCUUACUUAUUCAGUACUAGACAUUGUUUAAAUUGUCACUCUUGCCAUCCUAGCGCUUGUUGACCUCACAUCUGCACUGAAUUCAGUCCAUCCAUUUCCUCCACAUGCACUCAUGUCUUGUUUGUUAAUUUGUUUGUUUCGUUUUUCUUCUUGAAAAUUUUCAACUUUUAAAAUGAUAUUUUUCGGAAAAUUUUCUGUCCGUGGAAAUUUUUCUUGCGUGGAAAUUUUUCUUGCGUGGAAAUUUUUCUUGCGUGGAAAUGGGCCUUCCAAUGAUUUGCCAACAUUACUAUAUAUUUUAUUUGAGUUAAAUCGUAUUUGGAACUCUUGUCGAACUUUUAUUAUGUUUUUCUAGCGCCCAGUAAGAAUUCGUGACUGUUAAGUCUCAUCAACUCUCAAAUUUGCCAUUUUUAACAGGAUAGUGAAAAACAGCUUAAAGAAUGCGAAUGGCGGCUUCAUCUUUUACAGAAAAUGUUGACUGGAUUCCAGGGCAUAGGUAAACAAAUUUAAGAGUUUGUUUUUAAUUAAUCGGGUGACCGCUGCUCCUGCCUCGACAAAAGCAGUAAAUAACAGGAUCUAGUCGCUCUUUAGUACUUUGAGGGUAGUCCUAUGUUUCGUCUGUUGCAGAUACAGUUUAAACCCCCAAUUUUUUUCCUGCAUUAUUUUACUUGGAAGAAAAACUAACAAUUAGCAAAAUAUAAGAAAAUUCUGUAAUGCCAUUUUUUUUGAAAAUGCGAAAAUAUCGUACUCUUCGGUAAAAUAUAUAAUUGUUUUUGUUUGUGGAAACACCACGUAAAUUUAUUACUGCAAAGCUUUCGAUCCGUAAGCCCGGAUCUUCAUCAGUGCUAAUAAUAUGUGACUUGUUUAAUUCACACACUCUUUUUAUAUACAAGAGUGUCGUGAUCUGUUGGCUCGCGUCAUUUGAAAUUUAAUUAAACGGCACAAACAAAAACAAUUAUAUAUUUUUAUCGCCAUGCAAACAUUCAAAGAACUUCGGUAAAAUGUUUUUGGCAUUACAAAAUUUCUUAUUUUUUGUAUAAUGAAAGUUUUUAGCGGUGCAAUACAGCAUGCAUGAAAUUUGAAGAUAGGUCACCAGACAAAAUAGGGAGAUAUAGCGCAUUGUGUUUCUAAAAUGGAAAAUUCUAAUGACGUCAGCAAUUAACAUAAAACGCUACAGAACACGCGCAAUGACGUGAGAUGGCGCGAGCAACUGCUCACGUCAGGUCAUUUUGGAAGUUCUUUCAUUUUAAUACCUUUUGUUUGCGGAAACACCACGUAAAUUUAUUACUGCAAAGCUUUCGAUCCGUAAACCCAGAUCUUCAUUAGUGCCAAUAAUAUUCUUUUAUUUUGUUAAAAUCAGUUUCCACGACCUGCGCGUAAAAUGGUCACGGGACGCGGUUUUGCUAGCGAUUCUUGAGCAGGGUUUUUGUGAUAACUAUAUCGAUCACCUUAACCACAAAACUAUGAAAUAUGAUAUGUAGUUAAAUUGGCUUAUCAGUCCCGACAACUUUUUAAGGCUUUUCUGUUACAUUUCUAACAUUCCUCAUACGACCGCAAAUUAUACACGACGUAAACAAAUAUCGCAGGAAUUAAAGUGCCAGAAAUGGAAACCAUAUGAGUCAUAUGCAUUAAUCACUAUAAUAAUGCAUAGUGACCGUUACUUCUAACGGCGAACAAAUUUGACUGGUCAUUGUUAAGAUUUUGGCCGGUUGUUUUAGCCCUGAUCAUCACGUUUCACCGUGUUUGUAAACGUAUAUUUUUAUGUUGUUUUGUGGAUAUAUAGAUCUGCCAUCACGACCGACAACCGUAUUUCUCUCGGCUGCGUCGGAAACCUCCCUUCUCGUUCGCUUUUCUGGUCCAGCUGCUAGCAAGAAUAAUCCUGUCACGAAAUUCAAAGGUUAGUAGGAUGAGAACGAACUUAAAAUUCAGAUCUACUACACAUCAUAUUGGUAUAGAAAAUUUAGCUGUUUCAAUCAAUAUUAUUUUCAAUACGAUGAAUCGUGUGGGAGAUUGGUUAUACACUAUGUACCUACGCGUAAAAACAUACAACUUCUAACAAAACUGUAGUAGGCUUCUGGCAAUGCUGUUUCAACAACUUGUUAUCAGUAUGUGUUCACAUCGUUUGUCCCCAGCAUGUUGACAAGUUAUUGACGGUUUGUUGACAACUUGCUACAAGACUGUUGACUCGACACACUUGUUUCAAGUUCUUCAAACAACUUGUUAUCGUUCCGCAAUUCAUCAACUUGUUAAGUUAUGAGUGACAACCUUGUAGCCACUUGAUGAAAUGACAACAUUAUUACAACUUGUUGACAAGUCUGUUACGAACACAUGUCGUUCUAUAGUAUAUACAUGCACAGGUAUCACGGUUGGAAAUUUCACCGUGAUAUUUAGUAUUCUUUCCUUCUAGUUCAGUGGAGUCGAGAUAAAGCCUUCGACAGUUUGGAUGGAGAAUAUUUCUCUCAUAAUAUUCUUGAUCGACAAUACACCAUAGCGGGACUGCAAAAGGUGAGCUUACCACCACUGCUUUCAUUAAAUCUCAAAUCGAGUCUACAUAGAUUUCUGUAUGUAGUAUACUAUAGAUUUCAGCACUAUCUUACAGCAGAUGGUUGCCAACCUGCAGUUAUCAGAGUGAGAAAAUAAUGUUCAUUCUUUACAUGUAGAUGGAAAUAAAUGGAAUUGAGAAAUUUAGUUUAAUUUUCUUGUUCCAAUCAGUAUCAACAUUCUUAAAGAUGACACCAUCUGUCGUGCUGUAACGGGCUUAUGUUUCUCAUCAAAGCAUUUUUCGUCAACUUUUUAGUCAAUAGCUUAUUACGUGAGAAUUUGUGUUGGUAAUAUCAGAGGUUAUGGUGAAUGGAUGAUGUCAAGUCCGCCCUGUGUUGUUCCAUCAAGU